UUGAACGCAUGGCACCUGUUGCGUUCAAAGGGAAGCCGGGAGGCCAGUGCUGCUAGUCGCGUGAAACCGUCGCGCGCUUAGUGAACCCAAUAUCUCUAAAACGCGAAGUUACAGAGUAACAACAUCCGUCUAUCGACUCUCGCAGCUGAAACAAACAGUGCCGCGGUAGACGAGGAAACACGUAUUUAUCUAUAGUAUCUGCUUCUUUGAGAAACACAUGACUGACUGAAAUUAUUACAGUUUGGUGACUGAGAUUGGCCAACAGAAUGCGUCUGAGGCGUCGUCUCUCCCCCCUGAAGCUUACUGUUCUGGGCGGCACUGUUUUCAUGGUGAUUCUGGUGGUGCUCCAGAGGGACGUUGGCAGCGGUUCACUUCAGGACCCCUGGCUGCAAGAUCUCUCCAACAAAAAGGAAAGGGUAUUCGAGAUGGUCCGUGGGGCGGUUAACAACUUCGCCUUCCAGAUCGGUGCCCCGCAGCCCCCAUCGGUGGGAGUGCUGCCCACCCCGAACCAAAACUGCCCCUCGGGUUUCUACACUCAGGCGGAUCUCAAACCGUGGAUCGAGAGACCUCCUGAGGACACUCAAGCACCGGGAGCCAAUGGCGCAGCCUUCCAGAAAGCCAGCAUGACUGCAGAGGAGGAGAAGGAAAAGCAGGAGGGCAUGACCAGGCACUGCUUUAACCAGUUUGCCAGUGACCGAAUCUCCUUGCACCGAAGUCUUGGAGAUGACACCCGUCCACCCGAGUGUGUUGAGCGAAAGUUUCGCCGUUGCCCUUCGCUCCCCACCACGAGUGUGAUCAUUGUGUUUCACAACGAGGCAUGGUCAACACUUCUGCGCACUGUGUACAGCGUGCUGCACACCUCCCCGGCGGCUUUCCUCAAAGAAAUCAUACUAGUGGAUGAUGCCAGCACAGCAGAACACCUCCAUGAGAAGCUGGAGAAGUAUGUGAAGUCACUGAAGAUUGUGAAGGUAGUGCGUCAGCCGGAGAGGAAGGGCCUCAUCACCGCGAGGCUUCUUGGAGCCAGCAAAGCCCAGGGAGAAAUUCUAACCUUCCUAGAUGCUCACUGUGAGUGUUUCCAUGGCUGGCUCGAGCCUCUCCUUGCUCGCAUUGUUGAGGAGCCCACUGCUGUGGUGAGCCCUGAAAUCACAACCAUUGAUUUAAACUCUUUCCAGUUCCACAAGCCCGUGGCGUCGGCCCGUGCCCAUAACAGAGGCAACUUUGACUGGAGUCUCACAUUUGGCUGGGAGGCCAUUCCAGAUUACGAGAACGUUAAACGCAAAGAUGAGACGUACCCAGUAAAAACUCCAACAUUUGCUGGUGGUUUGUUCUCUAUAUCUAAGACCUAUUUUGAGAAAAUUGGGACCUACGAUGACAAAAUGGAGAUAUGGGGCGGCGAAAAUGUCGAGAUGUCUUUUAGGGUGUGGCAGUGUGGCGGACAGCUGGAGAUAAUCCCCUGCUCUGUCGUGGGUCAUGUGUUCCGCACCAAGAGUCCUCACACCUUUCCCAAAGGUACAGAGGUCAUUACACGUAACCAGGUGCGCUUGGCUGAGGUGUGGAUGGACGACUAUAAGCUGAUUUAUUAUCGACGCAGCCAAAGUGCAGCUAAAAUGGCCAAAGAUAAAACCUACGGUGACCUAUCUGACCGUUUGAAACUCAGAGAAAGCUUACAGUGCAAGAACUUUUCUUGGUACCUAACCAAUGUCUACCCAGAAGCCUUUGUCCCUGAUCUUACCCCUGUCAAGUUUGGAGCUGAGCAACUACUGAAGAAUCCAUCCUCUGGAAAGUGUCUCCAUAAGAAAGGAGACAAGAUAUUAAUGAGCCCCUGCAAUCCAGAAGACCAUCACCAGCAGUGGGCUUUCAGUUGACCUCACACUCCAAUUGAGGAGCAAGGACAUUCACUCCCAUAAGACCCACGAGGGAGGGCCAGCAGCUACAGCUCAGGCCGACAAACUCACUGCAGGCCUGAGCGGAUGCACUGGGAGUGUGUUGGAUAGUUCAUAUCCAUAAGCUCCCAAAGACAUUAUGAUCAGACUGGGGUCAGGAUGCUCAGGGAAGACAGAGUGGAGAUCAUGCACAUCAAACCACUGGAGCAUCACAGAGUGAACAAUCCAGCAGCAAGAUUGUUUACUUGAUGCAUUUUAUUGCCUUAUUGAUGAUGUUUACUGCUGCUUUUAAAUGGUGUAGGUUUUAUUUAUUUUUAAAGAAAUGGAAAAUUAAAUAUUUUUGGAACAUUGUUAGUGUUAAGGCCACUGAAUGGCCAGCCUUGCCAACGAUACAUGUGAUGUUUGUAUGAUCCCAAUCAUUUGCACAUGCUGCAGGGGAUGAGGGUUUUCUUCAGCUCUAGUAAACUGUCACAAGACAGCAUUGGUUUUAGAUCCUUCCCUUGUGUUUUUGAAGUCAUCAGUAUGUAUAAAGCAGCAUGUGACUUGAAUUGCUUGAUUGUUUCAGUGUGCUGAGGUCUUUUGUGGGAAAUCAUGCUCUAAUGAUGUAUACAUGUAAUUAUCUGUUUCGUCCUCUAUAACUCUACGUUAUUAUUCUUUAUAAAUUGAGUACAGAUUUAUUCUUCAAUAAUUGGAGAUUUCAAAUAUUUGAAAUUUUUUGAUGUAUAAAAUAAAUAUACACUCCCAGAUCAUUUGCUGGUGUUGUUUUUGAAAUCCGUCCGUCCAUCCAUCCAGACCAUAUAGAUAUGGUCACCAUAGUUUCCAUCAAAAUAACAGUUCAUGAUUUUUAGGUCUGCUGUCCUGCAGUAUUUAGCUCCAACACUGAUCAAACACACCUGCUUGUAAUAUUCAGGUAAUCCUGAAGACUUGAGUAGCUUGUUCAGGUGUGUUUUUUUGGGGUUGGAGCUAAACUCCUACAGGAGCAGAAUUAAAGAACUGGUAGCCUGCUGCACAAUGAAAUUGUGAUAACUUGAUAUUGACCACUAUUGUGAUCAGCAAAAGAAAUAAAGCAACAAAA
Messenger RNA from Sinocyclocheilus rhinocerous, 2958 nucleotides. RefSeq names its product polypeptide N-acetylgalactosaminyltransferase 6-like. NCBI's taxonomy places the organism in Eukaryota, Metazoa, Chordata, Actinopteri, Cypriniformes, Cyprinidae. Bases 267 to 1865 code for a protein of 532 amino acids. The record is from RefSeq and is a predicted model, not a curated record. Gene Ontology annotation, biological process: protein O-linked glycosylation. The transcript has 9 exons. Gene Ontology annotation, cellular component: Golgi apparatus. Gene Ontology annotation, molecular function: polypeptide N-acetylgalactosaminyltransferase activity.